Molecule: messenger RNA, 1751 nt
Organism: Rhododendron vialii
Lineage: Eukaryota; Viridiplantae; Streptophyta; Magnoliopsida; Ericales; Ericaceae
Product: UDP-glucose 6-dehydrogenase 3-like
Exons: 1
Coding region: 45-1487 (480 amino acids)
Biological process (GO): glycosaminoglycan biosynthetic process
Cellular component (GO): cytosol; nucleus
Molecular function (GO): UDP-glucose 6-dehydrogenase activity; NAD binding
Source: RefSeq, a predicted model, not a curated record
UUUCUAUCUGACGUGUCCUUGAUCUCAAUAGCAGAAAACAAAAAAUGGUGAAAAUCUGUUGCAUUGGAGCCGGGUACGUUGGUGGGCCAACCAUGGCAGUUAUUGCCCUCAAGUGUCCCUCAAUCGAAGUAGCUGUCGUCGACAUAUCUGUCCCUCGGAUCACUGCCUGGAACAGUGACCAGCUGCCCAUUUAUGAGCCUGGUCUCGAUGAAGUGGUGAAGCAAUGCCGCGGAAAGAAUCUCUUCUUCAGCACUGACGUUGAAAGGCAUGUCUCAGAAGCCGACAUAAUCUUUGUUUCCGUUAAUACCCCUACAAAAACUCGUGGCCUAGGGGCUGGAAAAGCCGCGGACUUGACAUACUGGGAGUGUGCAGCGCGGAUGAUUGCUGAUGUGUCAAAAUCCAACAAGAUUGUUGUCGAGAAAUCGACUGUUCCAGUGAAAACAGCAGAGGCCAUUGAGAAAAUCUUGACCCACAAUAGCAAGGGAAUCAAGUUUCAGAUUCUCUCAAACCCGGAGUUUCUUGCUGAGGGGACUGCAAUAAAAGACCUUUUUCACCCUGACAGGGUCCUCAUUGGGGGGAGAGAAACCCCUGAUGGGCAGAAGGCAAUCAAAGCAUUGAAAGAUGUUUAUGCCCAUUGGGUGCCCGAGGAGAGGAUCAUAUGCUCCAAUCUCUGGUCUGCAGAGCUCUCAAAGCUGGCUGCCAACGCCUUCUUGGCUCAGAGGAUUUCAUCGGUCAAUGCCAUGUCAGCUCUCUGCGAGGCGACCGGGGCUGAUGUUUCUGAGGUUUCUCGUGCUAUUGGCACGGACACCAGAAUUGGAUCCAAAUUCCUCAACUCAAGUGUCGGUUUUGGUGGAUCGUGCUUUCAGAAGGACAUUCUCAACUUGGUUUACAUAUGUGAGUGCAAUGGCCUCACUGAAGUUGCAAGCUACUGGAAACAAGUGAUCAAGGUGAAUGACUACCAAAAGAGCCGAUUCGUGAACCAGGUUGUAUCCUCCAUGUUCAACACAGUCUCCGGGAAAAAAAUUGCUGUCCUUGGUUUUGCUUUCAAGAAAGACACAGGUGACACAAGGGAAACUCCGGCUAUUGAUGUGUGCAAAGGGCUUUUGGGGGAUAAGGCCCGUUUGAGCAUAUAUGAUCCUCAAGUGACUGAAGAACAGAUUCAAAGGGAUCUGUCGAUGAACAAGUUUGAUUGGGACCAUCCGGUUCACCUACAGCCGAUGAGCCCUGCCUCUGUGAAGGAAGUGAGCGUCGUUUGGGAUGCUUACGAUGCAACAAAGGACGCUCACGGACUCUGUAUUCUGACAGAAUGGGAUGAAUUUAAAACACUUGAUUUCGAGAGGAUUUUUGCUAACAUGCAGAAGCCUGCAUUUGUGUUUGAUGGACGGAACGUUGUGGAUGCUGAAAAGCUCAGGGAGAUUGGAUUCAUCGUUUACUCUAUUGGGAAGCCGUUGGAUUCGUGGCUCAAGGACAUGCCUGCAGUGGCAUGAGACCUGUGUUUCUUCUUCCGGAUCGGAUCAAAGAGUUAGUAAAAAGAACAUUGUGAAGGUACACUCUUUUGGGUAGAGAGUUUUCUCUUUUCGUUAUGUUUUGGUACUUGGCUGCUAUUGAGCUUUGCUUCAGAAUAAAUUGCUUAUAUCUGUUUUCUUGUAUUCCAGUGCUAACGUCAGCUGCUGUUAUACUAGUAUUUACCAGUUGUAACUUGUAAUAAUAAUAAGCUUUUGUGUUUCAAUAACAAUUGUUUCAGAAGUUUA